Messenger RNA from Astyanax mexicanus (Mexican tetra), 5824 nucleotides. It is a transcript of the gene pex1, whose product is annotated as peroxisomal biogenesis factor 1. Gene Ontology annotation, biological process: protein import into peroxisome matrix. Bases 112 to 3888 code for a protein of 1258 amino acids. The transcript has 24 exons. Gene Ontology annotation, molecular function: ATP hydrolysis activity; ATP binding. Gene Ontology annotation, cellular component: peroxisome; cytosol; peroxisomal membrane. The record is from RefSeq and is a predicted model, not a curated record. NCBI's taxonomy places the organism in Eukaryota, Metazoa, Chordata, Actinopteri, Characiformes, Acestrorhamphidae.
ACAUGUUCAGCAUGGCGCCUGAUCCUCUGUAGUGCAGCAGGUCCUGAACACUAGUGCUGAUUUAUACAGUCUUUCAGCGCUAAAAGAGGCUUUAAAGCUCCUCUUUAUGCAAUGUUGGGGAACUGCGGAAUCCAGCCAGUAACUCUGGCCUUCAACAACUCCAAAAACUGCUUUCUCCACCUGCCAUCCAACUUAGUGUCUCAGCUCUCCCUCAGAGAGUCACAGGCCCUGGAGCUGUCCUGGGGAUCAUCUGCUCCAGUGUUCCUCAGCUGGAUAAGAAGCCACGCAGCAGGUCAGGAGGACAGGGUUGAGCUGAACAGACAGUUAGGGGAGAAACUGGGAGUUCAGGAAGGAGAACAGGGCUUCCUGCGUCCAUGUAGUCAGGUACAGUCUGUGCAGCAGGUGUUUGUAGAGCCUCUGUCCUCAGAUGACUGGGAGAUCCUGGAGCUUCACAGCACAGCUCUGGAACAGCACCUUUUAGACCAGAUUCGAGUCGUUUUCUGUUCUGGGGUGUUUCCUGUGUGGGUUGACCAACACACUGUCAUCUACAUCAGGAUAGUCUCCCUGUCUCCAUCUGUUCCGUAUGGUCGAUUAGAGCAGUUCACUGAGCUGGUUGUUUCCCCCAAACUCCGGCAUGGAGGCAGGCAGCUUGCCCCAGUUUCUCCAGAUACAAAGAACCCGGUCUUGCAGAGGCAGCAGAACAUAGACCGUGGAUCCUCCUCCACACCUUCCUCCACAGGAACUGAUUCUUUCUCUGAGUCCAUUCACAAUCAGCCGGAGCCCAGUCAGAGACACUGGGCUGGAGUACCUGACCUGCAGAGCCUGGUGAGAUAUGUGUUCACAGGGAAAUAUGAGCCCGCCAAGGAGAUUCCAGAAGUGCCCACUGUCCCCGCAGUCUUCCCAGAUUGUGUCCUGAGAGUGUGUGGAACCCCACCCGGAGCAAUCAGACAUCUUGACCCAAAUCAUGGAGAUGUUCACAUGCUGCCAUGGGACCAAAUACAGUAUGACUAUUGGAGUACACAACAGCCAGUGUUAACGUAUGGUAGAGUUUCUAAAAUUCAUUCUCCCAAAGAAGUGAGAGAGCAAGCCAAGCAAGCGAUGGAGAAGAAAAAGAGUGGAAAUAGCUCUCAACCUAAAAAGGAAGCACAGGAACCAGUGGAGGAGUCUGUGGUGGUCAAGAUCCUUUGCCAUAACACAGAAAAGCUGGAAGCAGACCAAAGAUCCUCAGGAAUGAGAGAGAUUUACUGUGGGAAGGUGUGGAUCCCAAACAUUUUACGAUCAAGGCUGAGCAUAGGCCUGCAUUCUGCCGUGAGAGUUCGUCCUCUAACGUGCACCCCUGCAGUUGCACAGGCUGUCUUACUUCAGCCACUACGAACACUAACUGAGAUUGAGCAAGAAGAGGAUGUUCAGUCUGCAUUUCUAGGCUGGCUUCAUGCUCUGAGCCAUCAGCCUUUGGCUUGUCUGACAGGCCGGACCACCAUCAUCCCUCUACGCUGCACUGAGGGAACGUCUGAGUUUGUUCUUACUGUGUUGAAACCUGACCCUGAGCCAAAGAAAGAAGAUGAGAUUUUUCUUUUAUCCACCAGUGUCCUACACAAACCAGACAUACAGGUUGUCUUGGAACCUCAUUCUUUUAACCACACCACUGAACACCCUGAAGAUGAAUUACUCUGUGUUGACUUUCCUACACUCAGCUCUCUUGGUGGAGUUGAGGGUGUUGGCACAUCUGCUUUCGAGCACAUCUCCCACAGUCUGCUGGGCAGUCCCCUGUCCCGGGAGCUGGUGUCCACUGGCCGUGGUCUUCGGAGUGGAGCUCUGCUCAUCACAGGAGCCAAGGGCAGUGGGAAGUCUGCGCUGUCCAGGGCUCUCUGCAGGAAGGCAGCAGAAGAGCUGGAUGCCCAUGUCGAGGUGGUGGACUGCAAGAAGCUGAAAGGGAAACGAGCAGACACUGUGAGGCAGUGGCUGGAGGAGGUGUUGGAGCAGGCAGUGUGGAGACAGCCUGCAGUGGUCCUGCUGGAUGAUCUGGAUCACCUGACCGGGGCAGCUACCUCACCUGAACAGGAACAAGGAGCGGAGGCUGUGCUGCGGCAGCACAUUGCACAGAGUCUACAGGAUUUGGUGGAUGAACUAGUGGUGCGCUGCAGUCUCGUAGCUCUGCUGGUUACUGCAGAGAGUGACCACUCCCUUCACCCAUCAUUAACACAAGUUCAGGGAACACACUUCUUCCAGAGCUUCUGCAAGAUCCAAACACCAGACCAGAACCAGAGAGUAGAGAUCCUGAGAUCUCUGAUGGACAGAAAAAACAUCUCGUCUGAAGACAGUCCGGUGACUCUUGAUCUGCACAGCGUUGCCAUGAAAACCGAGGGCUACCUUCCUCGAGACCUGAAUCUUCUACUGGACAGAGCCAUCCAUGCCAGUGCUGUUCACAACCGAGGCAACGGCAGCCAUCAAGGUGUAUAUUUGAGUAGUAAAGACUUCCAGCAGGCCCUGCAGGGCUUCAUACCUCCCUCCCUCUGGAGGGUGCGGCUUCAGAAGCCCAUUGGGACGGGCAUGGAGCGGGUGGGGGGCCUUCACCAGGCACGCCAGCUCCUGAUGGACACCAUCCUGCUGCCGGCCAAGUACCCCCUGCUCUUCUCCAGUCUGCCCAUUCGCCAGCGCUCCGGGGUGCUGCUCUAUGGAGCUCCUGGCACAGGUAAGACUCUGCUGGCUGGAGCUGUGGCCAAGGAGAGUGGAAUGAAUUUCAUCAGCAUCAAGGGUCCAGAGCUCCUCAGCAAGUAUAUUGGUGCUAGUGAGCAGGCUGUGAGGGAUGUGUUUCAGAGAGCCCAGGCUGCUAAACCCUGUGUGCUGUUCUUUGAUGAGUUUGACUCGCUGGCUCCUCGCAGAGGUCAUGACAGCACUGGGGUCACUGACCGGGUGGUUAACCAACUGCUCACACAGCUGGAUGGAGUAGAGGGACUGGAGGGAGUUUAUGUUCUGGCAGCCACCAGUCGUCCUGACCUGAUCGACCCCGCCCUGCUGAGACCCGGGCGACUGGACAAGUCUAUCUACUGCCCACCUCCAGACAGGGAAGCGAGGGUGGAGAUUCUCAAGGCCCUGACUCAUUCAGUGCCGCUGGCCGCAGACGUGGACCUGGAGCAGAUCGCUGUGGCCACCGAGCUGUUUACAGGAGCUGAUCUCAAAGCUCUGCUUUACAACGCCCAGCUGGAGGCCAUUCACAGCAGCCUGGGGCCUGGCCUGCUGCCCGAUCUUGGCUCGGGAUCGGACAGCGACGUGAGCCUCUCCUCGCUGAUCUUCCUGAACCACAGCAGUGGCUCUGAUGACUCUGCGGGGGAGGGCGAGGCUGGACUGGAGCCCUCUGCUGGAGCGCUGAUGGAGCACAGCGAGCUGCCCCCAGAAGACCCCCGCCACAACAUUUGGCGCCUGUACUUUGGCAGUUCUUUUGAAUUAGAGCUGGGCAACCAGUCCCCUUCUGAGCUGAAUUCACAGUGCCUGUCUGUCCAGAACUCCAUCACCCAUGACUUGACAGGCACAUCAGUGAGGGACCCGAGCUGUCUUCACGUCCCGGUUGUCAUGUCCUCUGUGCAGGAGGGUUUUCAGGAACAGAGCCACGAACAGGCCGAGCGUCUUAGAGCCGAUCUCAACACCAUCAAAAACAACUACCGCCGGAGCCCUGAGGAUCCAUCGUUGGUACAGGUAGGCCCCAGUAAACCCGGCCUGCUUAUCUGCCAAACUCACUUGACCUCAGCCCUGGCCAGCACUAGAGCCUCCAUCAGCAGGCAGGACUGGAGGAGGUACACUGACCUAUUUGAAUCCUUUGGUGCCUCAAAAGAAGGAAAACCUCAGAAUGUAGCCAUGUUUACACCUGGUCAGAGAGUAACUCUGGCCUAAAGAAGACUACCCACAGGCACACACUGUGCAUGUAGUGUUCAGGAAUAGAAAACGUGCAGUAGUAACGUGAACAGUGAUUUCUGUUCUUUAACAUGCACCAAUCAGCCAUAACAUUAAAACCAAGUAUCCGAAUUAACAGAAGAGUUAGAAGUAUCAGAAUUAUCAGCUUAACAGAAGAGUUAGCAUGAGACAUUCUUAUGUUUAAGUAUAAUGUGUACCAUUAUAUUCAACAAUUAUUUGUAUUAUACCAAUUGUUGCUGUCACUAUUCUAAUCUGAAGUGUGAUGCUCUAAAUUACUAGGCAAAGAAUCUUCAGAACAUCAGGCAUGUCUUAUAGCAUUAUAAGAGGUAUGCAGCGCUCAGUACCUAACAGAAGUGCUCUAAGCAAGGACAACUGAUAAACAGGUGAACUGAUAAAAGGGUCAUUGGUAGCCUGUCACAAGCAUUUCCACAAGUGUUACCAUAUGGAAAAUGUAGAUGCAGUGAUUUAAUGUUAUGGCUGGUUGGUGGAUUGUGGUGUGUUAACUGGUGGUGCAUCUAUCAAUGUAUGUACAGUCAUGUAGAAAAAAGGGAAACAACCUAUGAAAACCAUUCCUCACAAAAAUGCUGUGGCAUCGUAGGGCCCGCCAGGCCAGCACAGAGGAGUGAUUUGACUAAUUUCUAACACCUAUGAUCAACACCUUUUAAGGCAGGCCAACCAGCCACUCGGCGCUGGAUCUUUGAAGCUCAUGGGAGUGAAUUUAUGCCGGAUUUUCCUCUGAGCUCCGGCUCUCUUUUCCUCCCUGUUCUAUCCACGGCAAGUGCUGUUUUCCUGCCUGUGCUUGGAGUGAGACUGGACGGCAUAGGCGGCUUUCUCCUCCCUUCUCGAGAGAGAGAGAGAGAGAGAGAGAGAGAGUGAGAGUCUGUUGGGGCCAGGACUGUGCGUCUCUCCGUUUAUCUUUUUGUUUGUCGACCCGGUUCCUCCAUUUCCCCCGGUGGAAACACAGCCCAGUCCACAACCACCUUAUACACUACCUGUUCAGUUCUGAGAAGCCGUUUGUUUGUUUUCUAUCUCUCCCCCAGUUCCUUUCCACCCUCUCUCAGGUCUCCACCCGUUCUCGCGCUCGGGGCGAUUUCUUUCGUGCCUUCUCCUGGGUCUCCAGCCAUUUUCGGGUUUUUGUUUCCCGCCCGUUUUCAGCUUUUUGUUUCCACCUGUGUUGAGGGGUUCCUGUCUAGAUUUUACCUGCUUUGUAUUCUGCUGCUCUGCACUUGGGUUCUACAACCUUCUGGGCUGGAGAGCUACUGCUCCACACCUAUUACAAAUGUAUUACUUUAUAAAAAAAAAGUGUAACAUUUAGUUACUAGUUAGUUACUAGUUACUAGUUAGUUUAGCUCAAGAGCAAACUUCCAGCCCAAGCCUCCAACCUAAAAAGUUACCGAAGAUCUUUCUGGUUCCAUUGUAAAGAUAUAGAACAGAGGAAAGUCUUGCUGAAAAUUUGGCCAAAAACCAGGAUAUUCUUCAUUCUAAAUUUGGCCCAGCUGUGUUUGAAAAAAACAUAUUUUUACAGUCUGUACAUCUCUAUGUUUAAAUAUGUUUAAAUAUGUUUAAAACACCAAGGUUUUCAUUGGUUAUCUUUAUUUUAUUACAUGACUGUAAGGAACAGAAUCACCUGUUCUGUUGAGGGCUGUUUGUUGCUACAGUGAGACAUGCUCUCAUUUGCCUUAAAGAAUCAAGAGUCUAAUCUUAAACUUUAAACAUACUGUUAGUCUUUUAAUAAUGAGUAUGCAGAUUGUGUUGUAAAAUAUGUAAAUUCAGCCUUAGGCCAUUUAAUAUUUCCUUAAUUUAUUUUCUAAUUAUCUGUAAUUUUAGUAAUCUAAUUGUAUUAUAUUUUAGGAAAUGCUUAAAGAUUUACACUUUAUGUAUCUGCAUAAAUAAUCCCACAGAGGGUUUGUAAAUA